Microthlaspi erraticum is the source of this 681-nucleotide messenger RNA. The record is from the annotation of a GenBank genome assembly. NCBI's taxonomy places the organism in Eukaryota, Viridiplantae, Streptophyta, Magnoliopsida, Brassicales, Brassicaceae.
AUGGCGCAAGCAUUAACUUCGAUGGCUGGCUUACGUUCCACAUCUCAGGGCGUCCUUGAAGGAAGUGGCUCAAACCGUUUGAACAUCUCUAGAGUCACGGUUGGGUCUCAGAGAGCCGGACUUGUGGUAAGGGCUCAGCAGAACGAUUCUGUGCCGGAAAGCAGUCGCCGAUCGGUGAUUGGGCUCGUGGCCGCUGGUUUAGCCGGUGGUUCGUUCGUCAAGUCUGUCUUCGCCGAAGCUCUUUCCAUUAAAGUGGGCCCUCCUCCAGCUCCUUCCGGUGGUCUCCCUGGAACAGAUAACUCAGACCAAGCAAGAGACUUUUCAUUGGCAUUGAAAGACAGAUUUUACUUGCAGCCAUUGUCACCAACAGAAGCUGCAGCUAGAGCUAAAGAAUCUGCUAAAGAGAUCAUUAACGUUAAGUCACUGAUCGACAAAAAAGCUUGGCCUUACGUCCAGAACGAUCUCCGUUUGAGAGCAUCCUACCUCCGUUACGAUCUCAACACCGUUAUCUCCGCUAAGCCUAAGGGAGAAAAACAGAGCCUCAAAGAACUCACCGGCAAGCUCUUCGAAACCAUUGACAACCUGGACUAUGCGGCGAGGUCAAAGAGCAGCACGGAUGCUGAGAAGUAUUACUCAGAGACUGUCUCGAGUUUGAACAAUGUUCUUGCCAAGCUUGGUUAA